This is a messenger RNA of Kuraishia capsulata CBS 1993, 1134 nucleotides long. RefSeq lists its product as uncharacterized. Bases 1 to 1134 code for a protein of 377 amino acids. The record is from RefSeq and is a predicted model, not a curated record. The transcript has a single exon. NCBI's taxonomy places the organism in Eukaryota, Fungi, Ascomycota, Pichiomycetes, Pichiales, Pichiaceae. Gene Ontology annotation, molecular function: DNA-binding transcription factor activity, RNA polymerase II-specific; RNA polymerase II cis-regulatory region sequence-specific DNA binding. Gene Ontology annotation, biological process: regulation of DNA-templated transcription.
AUGAUGGCCGCAGAACAACCAUAUGCCAGAUCGGGAUCUGAUCUUCAGCAGCAACAGAUGCCCUCUUUCAGUCUGAAUACUGUUGCCUCAAAUCCCAAGGGUCACAACCAGGUUCACGGAUUCGAUAAGCUAGACCUCAGUCAGUCUCUGCCUCCUCUGCAGACUCAGUUGAUGGGGUUUCAAGAAUCGACAGGUGUUGACUACGAUUUUUACCAGCAGCACGCCAUGGUACACCAGCUGGGGUUACAUCCAGCAGGAUCUCAACAACUGGCUCCACAACAGGACCCGUUAUCGCCAUCUCAACUUCAUCAUCACCAGCACAAUAUAAGUAACAGGUCCAGAGCAUGGAAAAGUUCGGAUUACGCACCGUACGCAAAUACCCACAGCUAUCCUGGUGUCUCUUUGGCAUCGCCAAACUGGUCGUCAGUCAAUGCCUCGGCUGCGUCGCUCGGUGUUGCCGUACCAGAUUUUGUGCCACAAUUGUCAUACUCAAUCCCCACAUCUGUGGGGUUUACCAUGUCGUCGUUGUCGCCUGCGGCCUCGGAGCCUGCCUCUGCGCAUGCUCCUAUGCUGUCAUCCACUUUCUCACAUGAUCCGCGCGAAAGAUCGCCGCUGUCUCCUCACGAGAUCUCCGAGAAUGCGAUAUCAAAAGCCGUGGCCUCGGCAAAGGCUUUGGCAGCCAAAGAGCUUGGCACAAAACCAAGACGCAGACGCAGAACUGCCGACCAAGACAGCACUCCCAACUCCGACCCGGCUGGAACCGGAUCAGCAACUGCAAAGUACGUGUGCGAAACGUGCGGGAAGUCGUUCAACAGGCCUUACAACUUGAAUAGUCACCAGAAAACUCACAGUGCGGAUAAACCUUUCCCUUGCCAGCAUUGUGGGAAAUCGUUCGCGCGGUCCCAUGAUCGGAAGAGACACGAGCGCCUGCAUGAUGGCUCUAAGAAGUUUAGGUGUAGCGGAAUUUUACUGGAUGGGACUAAAUGGGGUUGCGAUAGGACAUUUGCGAGAGCCGAUGCUUUGGGAAGACACUUCAGGACGGAGAGUGGCUGGCUAUGUAUUAAGCCGUUGAUGAACGAGGCCAAGGAGAACGAUAUUGGCGAGAUUACUCAGAUGUUGACAACGAGGCAGUGA